CAUCAACAGGAAGAAGAAACGCUCCAACACCAAAACACUCAACACGGAAGCAAAAGUUUGUUCAGGUGUCAGUCGGUCCAGAGUUGAUUCGCCGUUUGCUCUUCCUGAAAAGGUCUGUUGGGUUGUAGAAGGAAACGUUAGGAGAUGAAAUUAUUUAUCUCGGCUCUGCUGCAGGUGUUGUUGGUGGGAAACAUCCACAGCUGGAAUGACGGCAGCAUCCUGCUCAGAGAUGUCCAAGCUCUGACUUUAUACAGGAACCGCUACACCACAGCAAGGCGCUCCAACCCUGUUCCUCAGCUGAAGUGUGUCGGAGGCUCAGCGGGCUGCCACGUCUUCGUUCCCGAGGUGGUUCAGUGUCUGAACAGAGGCUGGGAUGGGGUGGAUGUACAGUGGGAAUGUAAGACCGAUAUGGACAAUUCGUACCGGUUUGGUCAGAUUGAGGUGAGCUGUGAGGGUUACAACCAUCCUGCAGACGCCUACGUACUGAAGGGCUCCUGUGGACUGGAGUACACACUGGAACUAACUGAAGAGGGCCAGAGGAGGACUGGAGGUAGCUUUGAUGGUGGAUUUAAAGGACAGGGAGGUCUUGGGGGCUUUGCCUCCAGUUUCUUCAAUGGCUUUUUUGGAAACAAGCCUCAGCAGAAGUACCAGACCUUUGACCCGUCAGCCAGUGAGCCUUCAGGAGGUCUGCUGGUUGUCGGUGUGCUGCUGCUUUUAGCCUUCGGUGUCUACAAGCUGUUCCUCAGUGGGGACACGACCCAGUGGGGGCAGGCUGGUGGGCAUCAACGCAGCUCUGCAGCAGGACCACCACCCCCAGGAUUCAAACCAGACUUUACAGCAGGAAAUCCUGGAAGCAACCCAGGUUAUGGUUUCCAUAGCGACUAUACUCAUGGACCACAACACCAAGGAGGCUGGGCAGCUCCAGGGACAGGUGGAGGAGGCUGGGCGUCCCCGGGGACUGGUGGAGGGUUCUGGACUGGCAUGGGAACAGGAGGACUGCUCGGAUAUCUGUUUGGUCGUCAGAGAAACCAGCCCUACAGGCCGCCUCCUUCUAGAGAUGGCUUCUUCUCCGGUUCCUCCUCCUCCUCCUCCUCCUCUUCCUCUGGGACCCGCACAGCUUCAGGUUUUGGAGGAACUAAGAGAAGAUAGAGGAGGUCCGUGUGGUGGUCCCGGGUCGUUUGGAAGAGCAAGGCCGGAUUUUCAGGAAGAGAUUUCAUCAAUAUUUAUCUGUGAUAUGUAGAGAAAAUAGCAGUUUUCUUUUUUAAAAGUGUUUGUGUGUGUAGGGGUGGGCGGUGGGUUCAACCAGAAAAAUCAGAUGAUGAAAAUAAAUAUGUUCCAUAACCUUCAGUUCAUUCAUUUUCUGUAUUUUAUAUGGAGGAGUUUCUGUCCACCCUGAGGCGAAAGCUCAACUCAUUCUGGUCUGUUAGGAGGUUCUGGACCAGGCAGCAGGGAUCCAGUCAGAGGAUGGACUGGUCUCAUGAUGGUUCCCACAGGCAGUGAGUCUCUGCAGAGCUCCCUUCCUGUCUGAAAAUAUUAAACUGAUCCCAUUUCAGAAGACUUGAUCUCCAAACAACACAAAGCUUCCUGAUCUGCUCACAGGUUUUAUAUCAUCAUCAUUCUGGACGUUUGCAGCCGUGCAGGUUGUCACACGGCUGAUUGCUGUGGGGAAUCAGGUCAGGGUGUAAGAACUAGUUGAGCUCGCGCCAAACCAAGGCCACCAUCAGUUCCAGCCUCCCUCUGGUUCAGCAUGUCCUCUGCAGAGUCGCACUGGAUUUAAACGUUUUCAUUGAAACUAACACCACCUCCAUAACUGCUGCUGAUGCAAGAAAAGUUAACUGAGAAACGUCUGAAAUCAUUUAGAAAUGUGUUGGAAGAAUUUCUGAACAAUGAAACAGUAAACAGUAAUCUGUUAAUGUUGAGUUUUCAGCCUCCGCUAUGAUGAAUAAAACCUUCUGAAGGAUGUAAAAAGUUGGAUUUAUUGCAAACUUAUUAAUAAAAUAUUCUCAACAUAA
Molecule: messenger RNA, 2012 nt
Organism: Melanotaenia boesemani (Boeseman's rainbowfish)
Lineage: Eukaryota; Metazoa; Chordata; Actinopteri; Atheriniformes; Melanotaeniidae
Gene: saraf
Product: store-operated calcium entry-associated regulatory factor
Exons: 7
Coding region: 145-1149 (334 amino acids)
Biological process (GO): regulation of store-operated calcium entry
Cellular component (GO): endoplasmic reticulum membrane
Source: RefSeq, a predicted model, not a curated record